Sphaeroforma arctica JP610 is the source of this 2002-nucleotide messenger RNA. RefSeq lists its product as hypothetical. Gene Ontology annotation, molecular function: flavin adenine dinucleotide binding; monooxygenase activity. NCBI's taxonomy places the organism in Eukaryota, Ichthyosporea, Ichthyophonida. The record is from RefSeq and is a predicted model, not a curated record. The coding region runs from base 69 to 1265 and encodes 398 amino acids. The transcript is spliced from 10 exons.
UUCUAUCAGAUUCCGUCCGCAAUAUUGUAUGCUUGGAUGCCAAUCCAGAUGGAAAGGAGGGCCCUUGGAUGCGAUUCGCUCGUAUGGAAACACUUCGUACGCCUAAGCACGUGCUUGGCCCUGAUAUGAGUGUCCCCAAUCUGACUGUACAGGCCUAUUAUGAAGCUUUGCUCGGUUGCGACGAAUUCCAAAAAAUGAAGUUCCUCCCUCGCGAGAUGUGGGCUGACUACUUAGCCUGGUUCCGCCGUGUAAUCGGAAUUCCAGUCCAAAACAACACGAAGGUGACCAACACGACAUGGGUGGCCGAGGAGAACUGCUUCCAUUGUAGCGUGGAUGGUCAGCCUGAUUUCAAGGCACGUCUGGUUGUCACGGCAACUGGCAUCGAUGGCAACGGACAGUGGACUAUCCCACCGAUCGUCACAGAGAACGGUCUGCCCAAAAAGUUCUACGCACACACCUGCGAGAAUAUUAAUUAUGAAGCUCUCAAGGGUAAGAAGGUCGGUGUUCUAGGGGCAGGCGCUUCAGCGUUCGACAACGCCGCGGUGGCCGUUGAGUCUGGUGCGGCGCAGGUGCACCUGUUCAACCGUCGCCCUGGACUAGUGACAAUCAACGUGCACCGAUGGGCUGAGCAUCCUGGGUUCUUGGGUCACCAUGCUGACCUACCGGACGAGUACCGGUGGAAGUUCGUCAAGGCUUACUUGGAGAAAGGCCAAUUGCCGCCGCUGGAUACCUACAGGCGGAAUACGAAGAACCCCAACUUCCAUCUGCACCACAACUCACCGUGGACGAGCGUGAAGCAGGUGAGCGACGACAAAGUGCAAGUGGUCACCCCCUUAGACACAUACGAGUUCGACUUCCUGGUUAUUGGCACCGGGUUCUCUACUGAUCUAUCACAGAGACCGGAACUUGGUUCACUGCACUCCAACGUACAACUGUGGAGAGACGUCUACACUCCUGAGAAGAUUGGGUUCAACAGUUGCGACGAAAUGAUGCUCCGAAACCCCUAUCUCGGUCCACACUUUGAGUACCUCGAGAGGGAGAAGACUCCGGACCCUUUCCUCAACAAAGUGUUCGAUUUCACAUUCGGAGCUCUAGUGAGUAACGGCCUCAGUGGCAGCAGUAUCUCGGCUAUGAAGUACUCAGUACCCAGACUUGUCCGAGGUAUCACACAGCAGCUGUACAGCAUGGACAAGGAUAAGUAUUUAUCGGAAAUCUGCAACUACAAUGAGGUUGAGUUGAUCGAUGUCACGCAGAAGUGCGACUAAGUACUCUCCGCCCAGGGCUUGGUGGGUGUCAAAUCAUACCGUUGGACGUUCGCCCGUAUGCUUAUUGUGUACACGAUUGGAUGAUCGUCUGUAUGCUUUAUGUGUACACGAUGACCGCCACUGCAAUUCGCUGGUCGACAUGAGCACGACAUGGUUUGUAGUGAAGCGUAUGUCGAUAUGGUUUAUAGUGAAGCGUAUGUCGACAUGGUUUAUAGUGAAGCGCAUGUCGACAUGGUUUAUAGUGAAGCGUAUGUAUCACAGGCGGCGAUCAAGUAUUCAAUACAAGGCGAGGUAUGAGGUUGGGGCGAUAUCUGAAAGAGUGCCGCAAUAUAUACCUAGGAGAUGGAUGCGAGCGCUGUUUCUUGCAAUUGGUUCAUGCGGUCAACCGGGGGACUCGUAUACGUACCACGCCUUACAGCCUAGCAACGACGGUACGCAAUACUUACAAUGAAUAGGGCGACAUCGGGAGUGGCAGAAACGUAUCAAUGGCACUUUCGGAUGUAUUUUAGAAGUGAAGUAGUGGUUGAUUGUUUCAGAAGUGAAAGUAGUGAUUGAUUGUUUUAAAAGUGAAAGUAGUGAUUGAUUGUUUUAGAAGUGAAGUAGUGAUUAAUUAAAGGAAUUAGCGAUCUAGAGACAAAUUUAGACAUCGCGUGGCCGUGUAGUCUGCACAGGUGCGGUGCUCGGAUGUGUAGUUGACAGUUUCAUAUUGCUGCAUUAAAAUAAAAAUGUUUCAACUG